AUGCAUAUUGCACGGGGUGGGGGAUAUGACGAUGUCGUCUUUCAGCCCCUUCGAAAGGCCCUGGUAGGUGUCUUCAACCUUGGCGGGCGGGACGCCCAUCUCUAUGAGGAGCCGUCUGCCCGCCCUGGUGCUGGAGAGUCUGACAAUCUGCGCCCUUUCUUGCGCUUCUGCAGUCUCUUCCAGAGUAUUGUGGAUACCCAACUGCAGGAGCCGCUCCGAACCAGCAAGCGAGCCCUCAAUCUGCGACUCACUCCUGACAGUUCCGUCUUUCACGAGGACUUGGUCAUAGAGUCGUCCACCGAAGGAGUUGUCCAAGUCGAUACCAGCAACAUUUACAGCGGAUCCGUUGUCGGUGAACCUGGUAGCCGUGUGUUCGGCUCCCUGCACGGCGGAAUCUUUGAAGGCAGUAUUGACACCGGUUCAGGUGACAGCCUUUACGUAGAGCGGUCCGAGAAGUUCUUUACGAACAGUCAGCCGUUCCACUCUGUGCUCUACUCUGCCCACGACGUCGAGGUUCCCGCGUCUCACGGGGGUGGAGGUCCCUGGUGUGGUCUUCAUGGCGACACCGAGAAGUGGAUGAAAGACGUGCUGCGCCGGUUUCGGCGUGCGCCGCGCGAGAAGAGACGCGCUCACAAGCACGGUCGCGUCGGACGGAAACUGCAGGCUGCAGCAAAAGCAAGCAACGACGACAAGAUGGAGGACGUGGUCCAAGUAGGCGCAGCCGGCUAUGUGAAGCGUGACGAGAUCGAAGGCAGGGACGGCCACGACGUAGGACACGAGUAUGGAGACGACGACGACGACGAAGAAGGCGACACGACGGCAAACAGGCGCCGCCGUCGAGGCGCAUCGGCGUCGCGUCGCGUGUGCAACCUCGAAGUCACCGUGGACCACACGCUGUUCGAGCGGCUGUAUAUGGAAGGCGAGACGCUCUCGUUUACGCGCCAGCAACUGGUCGCCGCCGUCGCCUUCAUGGUGAAGAAAGUGAACGAGAUCUACGGGAGCACGAACUUCGGCGGCGUUGAAGACAUGCACUUCCUCGUUCAGCACAUCGUCAUAAGUGAGCCCGAUGACUGCGUGGGUGCCAGAAGGAAGAAAAACCCCUUCUGCUCCCAGGAUAUCGACGCCCCACAAGCGCUUUUCCUCGUGUCGCUUGAGCCACGGGACGACUACUGCCUCUCCUACAGACUCAACUACAGAGACUUCAUGGAUGGAACACUCGGACUCGCCUGGAUUGCCGGCGAAGAUGUGGGCACCGGUGGUUUUUGCGAGCGCUACCGCUCGGCUAUCGAAGUGGACCCUAGCGGCGAUCGGUACAUGCAGAACAAGCUCAGCCUGAACACCGGAAUCACUACGCUGUUCAACUACAACCAUUACGUGGGCAUGCAUGUGGGAUCGCUCACUCUCGCCCACGAGAUCGGACACAGCUUCGGUUCACCCCACGACGGCGGUAGGGUGUGUGUUCCGCGGGGCAUCGAAGGCAAAUACCUGAUGUACGAGUCGGCGACCAGGGGAAAUGCGCCAAACAACGAUCGAUUUUCGCCCUGCAGCAUCCGAAACAUCACCGCUAUCCUGCUGCCUGUCAUCGAGGGCAAAUCUAACCGCGAAAACUGCCUUCAGAAACACAAGGGACCCAUUUGUGGGAACCAGAUCGUAGAAGGCAAAGAGGAAUGCGACUGCGGCAGGGACGAGAGCGAGUGCUCCGACAAGUGCUGCCAUCCGCGACACAGCAAGGACAGCACGCUGGCUUGCCUCCUCAAGAAAUCAGCAGCGUGCAGGCGAGUGCCCUGCAGUCAGAACGCAACGUGUCCCCAAGCAGCUGCCAAGGCCAACAUGACUGCUUGCAACGAGAACACGCAGGUGUGCAUCGCCGGCGAAUGCUCGGGCUCCAUAUGCCAGAAGUACGGCUUACUCGAGUGCUUCCAGACCGGGGACCAGCUCAGCAUUGAAGAUCAAUGCUUGCUGACUUGCCGGGAACCAGACUCGCAGAUCUGCAAACUGGCCUGCGCAUUCCCGGCGAUGGCGAGCUACUGCGGCGCCAAGCUGCAGCCUGGUUCCCCUUGCAACGGACUGCGCGGCUACUGCGAUGUGUUCCACAAGUGCCGCCCAAUCAUACCAAGCGGCUUCAUAACGAGCCUGAGCGGCUUCCUGUUCGGCAGUGAACCUUUAGCCAUUCUCUAUGAAUUCAUUGCGAACCACCCGUUCAAGGCGGCCUUUGUCAUCUUGGGAUCGUCGUGGAUGACGGUGUUCGCGAUCCGGUGCUUCGCGCUGCACACGCCCAGCAACAAUCCCACCAAGAAGGCGCCGCUCAAGCUCAAGGAAACGCUCCGGCACCCCGUGAACGCCAUCGUCAACAAUUGACGGUAACAAGGCGGUCACUUCCCUCGAUGUCCGUCUUGUGGCACCAAGAAGAAGCGAGCUGCUGCUGUUAUAGUACUGUCAAUUUACAGUGAGCAAAUUGAUGUACAACUAAGCAAGCCGGCUAUAAGGUGA
Messenger RNA from Rhipicephalus sanguineus (brown dog tick), 2490 nucleotides. Its product is annotated as disintegrin and metalloproteinase domain-containing protein 10-like. Gene Ontology annotation, biological process: membrane protein ectodomain proteolysis; Notch signaling pathway. Bases 1 to 2358 code for a protein of 785 amino acids. The record is from RefSeq and is a predicted model, not a curated record. The transcript has 13 exons. Gene Ontology annotation, molecular function: metalloendopeptidase activity. Lineage: Eukaryota; Metazoa; Arthropoda; Arachnida; Ixodida; Ixodidae. Gene Ontology annotation, cellular component: plasma membrane.